AUGGCACAACUUCAUCUGUUGCCCCCAGCCACAUCUGCCUUCUCCAUACUUCAUAUUACCUUCCUUGAAACCACAGCUCCACCAAAUGGCACUCCAGCCAGUACAUUAAACAAAACUAAUGACGCUAUAACAAUUGCCCCUAGGACAUUUUAUGACACUACAUUUGAUUAUGAGUCUGCCAUAGAAGAUUAUUUCAGUGAAGGUCGAGAAAGGGCUCACGAACUACGUCACAGAAGGCAUCAUCACCAUUUACCCAAACCUCACUUUGAAUUACCACAUCAUCCUGGACUACCAACUCACCAGAAGCCGUUCAUUAUAAAGCCCCAUAAAUGUCCAUACAAACGCUGUAGGCCUAGGCCUCCACCUUCAGUUCAUAACCCCCACAAAUUCCCAAAUCCUCCCCAGCCAUCUAAACAUCCAGAUACUAGCAGUGUGGUCAACCCUACCUUAGUGACUACAACUCAAAUUCCAUCUGUGACUUCUCCAUCUGCUUCCACCAAAAUUACUACCCUUCCAAAUGUGACUUCUCUUCCUCAGAAAGCCACCACCACAUCUUCAAGAGAAAAUGUUAACACAAGCUCUUCUGUAGCUACAUUAACACCAUCGAAUUCCCCAGCUCCACAAGACACCACAGCUCCCCCACCCACACCUUCUGCAACUACAGCAGCUCUACCACCUUCCUCAGCUCCACCGGAGACCACAACUGCCCCACCUACACCUUCUGCAACUACACCAGCUCCACCACCUUCCUCAGCUCCACCGGAGACCACAACUGCCCCACCUACACCUUCUGCAACUACACCAGCUCCACCACCUUCCUCAGCUCCACCGGAGACCACAGCUGCCCCACCCACACCUUCUGCAACUACACCAGCUCUACCACCUUCCUCAGCUCCACCGGAGACCACAGCUGCCCCACCCACACCUUCUGCAACUACAGCAGCUCUACCACCUUCCUCAGCUCCACCGGAGACCACAGCUGCCCCAAUCACCACACCUUCUGCAACUACACCAGCUCCACCACCUUCCUCAGCUCCACCGGAGACCACAGCUGCCCCACCCACACCUUCUGCAACUACACCAGCUCCACCACCUUCCUCAGCUCCACUGGAGACCACAGCUGCCCCACCCACACCUUCUGCAACUACACCAGCUCCACCACCUUCCUCAGCUCCACUGGAGACCACAGCUGCCCUACCCACACCUGCAACUACACCAGCUCCACCACCUUCCUCAGCUCCAGUGGAGACCACAGCUGCCCCAAUCACCACACCUAAUUCUUCCCCAGCUACUCUUGCACCUGACACUUCUGAAACUCCAGCUGCACCCACACACCAAACCACUAUUUCAGUCACUACUCAAACUACUACUACUACUAAACAACCAACUUCAGCUCCCACCCAAAAUAAAAUUUCUCGAUUUCUUUUAUAUAUAAAGAAUCUACUAAACAGAGUUAUUGAAGAUAUGUUGGAGCAAUAGUAUAUGUUGUAAAGUGUUCUGUCAUUUUAAGAUGUGAUUUAUGAGUGCAGAACUACCAUCUUUACUUUUAGCACCAAUCCCAACAUGAAAUUAUAUUAUUCAGAUUUAAAGCACUAUGACUAAUCUUUCAAUCUAAUUAUUCACCACCACAAGACCUAUUAACAAGACAAAAUGCCUCUAUCCCACAAGCCAGGUGCAGGUCUGAGGUUCAAAAAUCACUUUUUGGAACCUACAGAGAUAGCCCGCUGAGGGCAGAGAAAGUCUUUAGAUAAAGAGAGAAUAUUAUAUGGGCCAUCAACCAUUUACUUUUCCCUAAAUGUUGGAAACUACAAAAUCACUACCUUGUACCCCCAUCAAAAUCCCACCUGAACCAUCUAAUCCUAUAAACAUAAGGGGGUAAAACUGGAUCUCUCCAGAUGAACAAAAACAUCUAAAUAUCUGUAGAUGGAAACUUUAAUCUAAAUCUAUCGAUAGACCUGUCCUUGUAUUGUUGAUUAAUGACAAAACCUUUUAGAUAAUUAUCUUUAAUUUUAAAUAAAAUUUUAUUUCACAAAGUGUGAGCCAAGAAAGGGGAAAUUUGAUUUGAAGUGAAGGUUAGAAGUGAAUGACAAUAAAGUCUGGCAGCCAAGCAUGAACCAAGACUGGCACUGUUUUUCUUAGUGUAUGUAAUUGUUUAAACUGCAAAGUUGACAUGUAUUGCAUUGUGUCUAAGUUAACUUCGAUCCAAUGUACUUGAUUCUAGCCUCUGUGAACAAUAAGAAUACGUUUUUGUAUGUUCACUUGGUGUUCAUAAUAUUUCACUAUCAAUUCAAUUAAUUCACAUAAAUUCCAUGUGAAAUGUAUUCAACAAUGGAAUAUUUUCUAAAACAUUUAGUAUACAUUUGAAUGUAUUUUAAACCACGCCAAACUAUUAGUUUAAUGUCAAGUUUGCAGAAUUGUCUCUGAAAAUAAAAACCCUGACUUCAGUUGUAAAAGAAUAAAAAUUAGCUACUUGGUAUACGGAGAUGUUCAUUUGGGAUGUGGAGGCAUUUUUAUCUUCUGUCACUGCUACUUAAAACUCUGAUGAUUAUGUUAGAUUUUUUUGCUAACUAAUAAAGAUUUCAAAUGGCAA
Messenger RNA from Macaca mulatta (Rhesus monkey), 2590 nucleotides. NCBI's taxonomy places the organism in Eukaryota, Metazoa, Chordata, Mammalia, Primates, Cercopithecidae. The record is from RefSeq and is a predicted model, not a curated record.